Molecule: messenger RNA, 987 nt
Organism: Fomitopsis serialis
Lineage: Eukaryota; Fungi; Basidiomycota; Agaricomycetes; Polyporales; Fomitopsidaceae
Exons: 10
Coding region: 1-987 (328 amino acids)
Source: RefSeq, a predicted model, not a curated record
AUGUCGGACUGUGUCGAUCCUCAAACCAUCAUUGAACUGACGGGGCCAGCGAUAUUGGCUUUCCAAUUCAACUGGGGCCUGCUGGGAAUGCUCAUUGUUCAAGUCUAUAAUUAUUAUCAGGCCUCCUUCCGAGACAACUUCGCUAUCAAGGGUCUUGUGUACGGACUGCUCCUUCUGGAGCUUGCACAGACGGCGUUAGCUACGCACGAUGCCUAUUCCCAAUUUGCUCUCAGUUUCGGGAACUACGAAGGCUUCAUCUCAACGGACUUCUUGUGGCUCGAUGUCCCAACGUUCAUUGGUAUCAGCAGUGGCGCCAUACAAUGCUUCUACGCCUGGCGUAUUUACGUUUUAGGGCGCUCAAAGGUUCUAUCAAUCGGGAUCGCCAUGGUGGCUCUCAUGCAAUUCAGCGCAGCCGUCGCGGAAGGGAUUCUGUCUGCCAUUCUGCGUAACCAAGCCGCGGAGCAAGUCAAGACACCUACCACGGCCACAAUCUGGCUGGCUGGAACGGCCUCAUGCGACGUCAUCAUAGCGUGCUCUAUGGUCUACUUUCUCUCGCGCAACCGUACAGGCUACAAGAGCACCAAUAGGAUGAUCAAUCGACUCAUCCGUCUCGUCAUAGAGACUGGCAUGGCAACAGCUAUCGUUGCGACGUUGGACCUCAUAUUCUUCUUACAUUACAAGCACAAUUACUACCAUUUUGUCUGCGCACUGCUGCUAUCCAAGCUCUACAGCAACUCGCUCCUCGUCCUCUUGAACAACCGUGUCACUCUACGCCAACAGGCGCAGCUCUCAGAAUCCAUGCCUGUCGGCAGCAUGCGGUUCGCGGACCUCGGGACCGCGGAGCAUGUGGCGGGUGUGAACGUCAACAUCGACAGCCACACCUAUGUUGACCACGUCGCGAUGGUCAACUUGACUCAGACUAAAGACACGAAAUCGGACCAGCUCGAUGACACGAUCGAGUCCUCAUCUCAGGACAUCAAAGUGUAG